CGUGGGGCAGGCGGCUCUUUGGGGGGCAGCAGUCGCUCAGCACAGACAACAACAACAACAACAACAACAACACAAGACCCCGAUUCUCAGCAAAGCAACAACAAAGCUGGAAAUUGUGCUUUGUUCUUUGUUGGUUUUUUUUGCUUGUUGUUCCUGCUGAGGCUGCCAAUUCUGCGGAUUGCGUCAAAGAAUCGCAGGGUUUCAGCGAUGCGCACUUUACUCAAGUCGGCCGCGGGCAUGUCGCUGCUCUUCCUGUGCCUCUGUCUGCUCGCGACAGUUUCGUCGACGGUCGCUCAGUCGUCCGAUUGCGACACGGCCCCUCUUUUGGCCGGCCCGUCCGGGCAGGUCUCGUAUGUUGGAAGCGUUGGAUCAAGAACUCUGACUCGUUGCAGCGGCGGGAGCUUUGAUUUAAAUUUCAUUCUUCAGUGGAAGUUCAUUGCUCCCUCGGCUGGUCAAUUGGUUGUAAGCACCAUGGACCUCACCUCGGCCGACACAAUUCUUCAAAUUGGAACGAGUUGUUCCAACUCGACCCAUUUGCCUGGAAACUGCUUGGCGUACAGCGACGAUUACAGCGGUUCCAGGCAGUCUCAAAUCACCCUCAGCGUGAAUGAAGGAGUCGUGUACUACAUUUCUCUGGGAGCCUAUUCUUCAACGGUGGCCCUUGGCACCUCCUCUAUGAGCGUGACCUUCACCUGCCCCGCUGACACCACUCGAGCAACUCUCCUCUUUGAAUCCGCCUGCGUUUCGUGUGCAGCCGGCACCUAUGUUCCAUCAAGCAACGCAGUGGGCACCUGCGAGGAACGCCGGUGCUUGCCUGGCACGACAGACCACGAUUCGAUUCCUGCCACAGCGUGCGUUGCUUGUGGCGCUGGAACCGACACUUCCUCGUUCGGAUUGGCCGGUCCCUGCAGCCAGUAUGCCGUGCCAGCAGGCAAAAUGUACGACCACGACAGCAACUCUUCGACCGCUGCAAUCCCGUGUUCGGUUUGCACUCCCGGCUCCUUUAACACCACCGGAUGCUCGAGCACGGCAAACACUGUCUGCCCGGCUUGCACGCCGGUGGUCAACUGCACCUCUGGGUUGACGUGCACUGCGGCCGAUAACUCACGGUGUGGUGUCUGCAUGGCCACCACGUAUGCCAACCACACUUACACGACUGCUGACCGGUGCCUGCCAUGCCGGCCCGUGGCAGGAUGCGCGUACUCUGACGUUGCUUGCACAUCUGGUGCGUCAAGCACGUGCUCUACGCAAUCGUCCGGAGGCUCGGGAAGCACGACUGCGAUCGUCGCAGCAGUUGUUGCUGUUGCUGGCGUGGGUCUGGCUGUGUUGGUCGGCGUGAUGUUGUGGCGUCGCCGCCGUCAGCGUCACCUGCUGCAAAAGCCCCCGCCGUACACGCCCUCGGCAGAUAUGGGGGAAGCGUCUGAAAUGGCCAUGCUCGGCAACCCGUUGGCCUUGGCUACAACUGAAGCCAGCCCUGCGUCGUACGAUACCAAACCGCCCAUCUACGCCCAGCGUGCGACACGCAUUCCUGCCAAUCUUCCUUCAAUCACCAAGCCGGCGAGUCUUCCGGCCACGCCUCCAACGGGCCAUCGGGAGCUUCAGGACCCGGACGACCUGUACUCGGAUCUCGUGCUUCCAAACCCUGCUCGAGAAGGGCACACAGAGUACGCCGACAUGCGGCGGAUAGAUCCGUCCGCUGCUCAAGAGCCAAUCUACAGCGAUCCGACCCCGAAGGGCAAAGCCAGCAGCAAUCCGCCAGAACCAGUGUACAGCAGACCUGGAGAGCAGGCGUACGAUUACGGCACAUCGCCACCAACUGCUGGUGUAUAUUAUACAAAUGUCGAGUUUGACGGGGCCCCGCAGUAGGCGCCUUUUUUGUUUCUGUUGGUGUUGUUGCUGUUGUUGGUUUUUUUGUUGGCUUGUUUUGGCCUCGUGCCUUCUUCUACCUCCAGCACUCGCCGCCCCUGUCAUGUAUUCUUUACCUUAAUAAUGAAUUUGAAUUUGGUGCAAAA
This is a messenger RNA of Capsaspora owczarzaki ATCC 30864, 2012 nucleotides long. RefSeq lists its product as hypothetical. Lineage: Eukaryota; Filasterea; Ministeriida; Capsasporidae. The transcript has 2 exons. Bases 208 to 1866 code for a protein of 552 amino acids. The record is from RefSeq and is a predicted model, not a curated record.